Molecule: messenger RNA, 1059 nt
Organism: Paramecium primaurelia
Lineage: Eukaryota; Ciliophora; Oligohymenophorea; Peniculida; Parameciidae
Source: the annotation of a GenBank genome assembly
AUGUUUAGCAGUUAAACAGCAUUUAUUCCAAAUGCUUAAUCUAGAUAUGUUAUAUCUCCAAAAUUAGGAUAAUCAGUUAAUUAGAAUUUGCAAUAUAAUCAUUAACAAUUAGAAUAAGAAAAUAAUAAUUCAAAUUCAUCUGAACAUUUACAUCUUCAUUUACAUCAUUUAACUAAACUUUAUUUUAUGAUGUUAUUAUGCUAUUUCAUUGCCUUAUUUAAUUUAGUAGAAUAUUUAUUAUACUAACUAGAUUGAUUUUGAAUCCAUGAAUAUAUUCUUUAAUCAAAAUGGAUAUUUUCUUUAUUUAUUUUUAGGAGCACUUUUAUUAAUAUCAAUAUUAUCUAUAAAUAUAGAUAAUUCAAUACUCUAUAUUAUAUUUUUAAUAAUAUUCUACUUUUUAUUUGCUUGUAUAAAAGCAUUGAAUAAUAUGAAUAUAACAUUAAUGAUGAUAUUCACAUAUGGAGGAUAAGUAUUAGCCUAAUUUUUGAGUGUCUUAUCAUCUAAUAAUGAGAAAGAUAUUUAAUUACAUCAAUAAUCUUUAUAUAUUUUAACAAGUGGUUUGAUAGUUUUUUAAUUGUUCAUAACUUGUUUUGAUAUUGAUUUCUUUAAAAUGAUUAUCAUUUUAAUAACAGGCAUUAUUUUUGGGUAUGUUAUUAUCAAUGAUUACUUAUGUAUAGAUUCUUUUUGGUGAUUUCAACAAUGAGUAAAGAUUCCAAAUUUAAUGGAAAUGCUUUGCCUGAAAGCAUUAGUAUUUAUACAAAAAUUUUAGUAUAAAUUCUAAAGAAAGCUUAAUAAAUUGCCACUCUUUAUUACAAAGAUCCUAUAGAGAUGGAAAUAAAAUUAAUUGAAAGAAAUAAAAAGAUUGAUGAGAAUGAUUAUAAAAUGAUGAAUCAAUGUGAUGCCAAGAAUUAUCAACAUUUGUUAAUUAAUAAAUUAAAUGGUUUAGAUGGAUUGAUAGAAUUAAGUGAUGGCACUUUCAUUUAUAAGAAAGGAAUGAUUUAAUAUUCCAAUUCUAAAUUUGAAGAAUGCACAAAUGUGGCCAUAAUGAAAUUAUAAUGA